Messenger RNA from Orbilia oligospora ATCC 24927, 2988 nucleotides. RefSeq lists its product as uncharacterized. Gene Ontology annotation, molecular function: phosphorelay sensor kinase activity; histidine phosphotransfer kinase activity. Bases 1 to 2988 code for a protein of 995 amino acids. The transcript has 11 exons. Lineage: Eukaryota; Fungi; Ascomycota; Orbiliomycetes; Orbiliales; Orbiliaceae. Gene Ontology annotation, biological process: protein autophosphorylation; phosphorelay signal transduction system. The record is from RefSeq and is a predicted model, not a curated record.
AUGCCGUUGCGCUUGAGGUUUCCGACGAAAGAUAAGAAGGGCCACCAGCCGUCUGUCUCGGAAUCUACUCGCCGAACAUCUAGCGAGGAGGAUCGCGCCCGAUAUCAAAUAAGAUGUCCGCAAUGCUCGCAUGCCUGGAUGGGACGCUCUCGAUCCGAUGACCAAGGCCGUGAAUUUGACCCGGUCCUGUCUUCCUUAGGCUUCGACUUUUCUCCGGUUCCAAUUCUUGUCAUUGCGCCUAAUUCGACAAUCGGAAAUGCCAAUAAGAUUGCGGUAACAUUAUUUUCGCACUUGGUAAAAGUGUAUGGGAGCCUAAAUGGGAUUCAUAUUGGGGAGCUUGGUGUAGAAUUCCAGGAGCAAAGAUGGGUAACUCUAGGAAUGGUCAUUGAGAAGCGAAGAGCCCUAUUCCUUGAAUCUUCUGGCACCAAAAUCAGUUCUCCAAUAGACCCUCCAUCCAAAAGGCUAGAAUCUGGAGAAGGUUCGAGUAAUGCGAGUGUCCCAAGCCCGAAAUCAAAGUUCUCACAUAGUUCGGAUCUAAAUCUAGGUGGCUUGGGUCGGAGAGCAGCAGAUGCUCUCAAAGGCAAGGCCAAAUCUUCCAAGGAUGUCGAAUCCGAUGGGAAUACCGAGUCGUUCGAAGUUAUGAUUCGGUUUCCAAAUGGCCAGACACCGCUGUAUCAAGCGAACAACCGGAGGGAAAGCUUCGGGAAGACUGCCAAUCGGCGGCAGGAGGAGCCUGAUAAACAGAAUACAACACUUGUUCCCGCGACUUUGUUCCUAUCAUUUACAGAUAGUGGUAAGGAAGUGUAUACCGUAAUGUCUAUCCUGACCCACGAUAGCAUCAGUGUGGCUGGGAACGCCGCGGCGAAUCAAAAGCGGGAAAAGACUAGAGAGAUGAUAGUUCCGGGCAAUAUAAGCAUGGCCACGGAGUUUGCAUCUCAGGCCGAAAGGGUUCGCGAUUCUGCUCUCGAACACCUAGAUUCUCACUUCAUUGCUAUGAACACUCGAGGUGAUAUUACCAUAACAAAUUCGUCGACGAGAAAAUUCUUUGGUCUGGAGAGUUCAAUGCCUGAUAUUGGUAUCGGUCGGACGACAAGCGAUUGGGUGUCUCGAUUGAAUGUCUACGACACCAAGUUCAGCACCAGCUCGCCAUUUACUGAAUACUUUCACCAUAACCUCCGACGAAAAACAAUUGCCACUAAGGAUAGCUUCGGAGUUUAUGUGAAAGAUAUUCCUAAACUUAUGGAGGUUUCUGGCCUACCAUUGUAUGCGGUUAAUACCCCAUGGGUGAAGGACCUAGACCGUGAACUCGUUGGUUAUCUGACUAUGUUCCGGGAUAUAACAAAACAACGGGAAAUCGAUGCUGCACAGCAACAAGACGAAAGACUAAGAGGCAUUUUCACAAGCGGAGUCGUCUCAGAGCUGAGAACGCCGAUUGCAGGUAUUGUUGGUUUACUCCAACUUCUAGAUGAGACACGAUUAAACCAGGAGCAAACUACCCAUUUGAUGGGUCUUCUACGAUCUGUGAACUUCCUUCUUAUAUCUAUCGACGAUAUUGUUGACUUCUCGUCCUUUGAAAUGCGACAAAGCGUUGUCAGAGCGAAGGCAUUCAAUCUCUUCAAUCUUAUCCACCAUGUUAGCAACCUUGCAUUCCUUACAUUCUCCAAGCGUGAUGUUCAAUUCACGACAGACUUCGAAGGUUUGAAGAGUAUUACGAGAUAUAAAUAUGAGGGUGCCGAAGGCGAUGAAGAACGACCGCUAGACGAACGAAUGGAAUGUGCAAUGAUUGGAGAUGAAUCGAACGCCAGAAGAGUUUUGACUAAUAUUCUGUCAAAUGCAUUUAAGUAUACCUCGGAAGGCUAUGUUAGCCUCAGGGUAUAUGUAGUUUCAACACAGGGUUCUAUCUGCAGGAUCUGCUUUGAAAUAAAAGAUACUGGUAUUGGUAUCUCGGAAGAGGCCGGGAAGUCGAUAUUUAAACCGUUUGCUGAAGAUGAUGAAACCGGACGGAAACCCACUGAUGGUCUCGGUCUUUAUGUAACCCAGAAGAUUGUCAAACAACUUGGUGGAAGCCUCGACUUCUUCAGUACCCUGGGUAUUGGUUCAGUAUUCAAGAUCACGUUCCCUUUCAUAAGAGAUUCGAACGCCAAGCUGCCUGGAACACAGGAAAAAGUGGAAGACCUAUUGCAUGUCACUAGCGCCAUCCUACAAAAGGACUUUGUCGAACGCCGCCGUGUGUCGGAUCCGUUAUCUUUGCGACUACCAGAGUCAGACGGAGAAGAAGAGCCCGCAGCGGAAUCUAAAAAGGAUGGGCCCGCCCCAACACCUACUCCGGGAAUUGUUCCAGAAACUGGUCUGAACCCUUCCUCACUUCCGGAAGUCACUCGUACAGCCCCUUCCCCGCCUACUGAACUGGAAGAUGAGAAGAAAAAGCCGCCGAGUAAUAAGAAGCGGCCCCAAUACUCCCCUGCUCCGACUCGAAAAGAGCCACGUAGGGAAGAUUCAAGGGAAUCUGUGUCAUCUACGAAGACCCCAAGUAAUACUAAAGGGCUCAAAGUUAUGGUCGUUGAGGACAACUGGGCAUUGCAAAAUAUCACCAAGCUUCGGUUAGAGAAAUUGGGCUGCGAAGCCAUAAUUGCACCGAAUGGAAUCGAUGCACUGCGUCUUCUGAGCACGAAAUUGGCAGAACCGGACUUUAUCUUGAUGGAUCUACAGAUGCCGCUGAUGGAUGGAUACGACACAACGAAGAACAUCCGCAGUGCAGCAGAACCUGGACUUAAGGAUUUCCAGUACAUACCUAUCAUUGCGGUUACCGCCUCGACUCUAGAAGAGGAUAAAGAAAAAGCAUUCAAAGUAGGCAUGUCGGAUUACGUCUUCAAACCCCUAGGGAUGAAUGUUUUGAAGGAACUGAUAGCAAAGUAUGGGACUAAGCCGGCGCCGACAAGCAAUGCGGAGGGGAAUACUGGUUUGCAGUCAGAAAAUGCAGCUUCUUAG